This is a messenger RNA of Solenopsis invicta (red fire ant), 1551 nucleotides long. RefSeq lists its product as uncharacterized. The record is from RefSeq and is a predicted model, not a curated record. Bases 159 to 1442 code for a protein of 427 amino acids. Lineage: Eukaryota; Metazoa; Arthropoda; Insecta; Hymenoptera; Formicidae. The transcript has 6 exons.
CGUCCACUGUGUGUCCAUAUAAACAAGCUGAAAUGCCACGGUCAGAACAGUCUUACAACCCUUCGUCACUUCAUGCAUCAUUAGCCCAGUGUGUUAGAUCGAAAGUGUGUGAAGAUCGAUAUUCUUGCACAGAAAAGAACGAUUUAUGAUUUAAAAGAAUGCAGUUAUUCGUGAUAACGGCAGCGUUGCUGCACAUCGGUCUGUGCGACCAUGUGGCUGUCAGGAUGCCGUACUUGAAUCCGGCGGGGGUGACCUAUGUGAACGAUUUUCAGGAAGCACCCUUCACAUACUACUCCGCUACACCACUACAGACGGUCGCAACUUCCGCAAAAAUUGAAACGCAUCACGUCGGAUAUGCGGCUGCCCAGGUACCCGCGGUAGCCGAGGUACCUUUCGUCAAGCAUUUGCCAACAGUGUCCCAAGUACCGAUUACUACAAUAGAGGCUCAACCUGGUGUAUUACAGAAGCAGGUUGAUGUAGUAAAGCCUGCGGUUACUACUCGGAAGAUCGAGGUACGUCGUCCAGCGAUUCAGAAACAAUUCUACGACAUUGAAGAACGAGUAAUUAUCCGUCCAGCUGGAUCAGCCCUAGUCGAGCUUGACGAGCCGACGUCCAAGAUACAGAAAGGACCAGCCGUGAUCCAAUCUCUAAGUGACAAUCUACAGCAUCUGGCUUAUCCUCAAAUUUCUGGUAUCUACGCUCAAGCCGGUGUUGUCGCUGAUGCACCAGUCACACCAGCUGCCAUCCCCGUAAUUGCACACGAGACGCCGUCACCUCUGUUGCUCCCCACAUCGACACCUGCUCCGAUCACUUCCGAUUCUAAUAACUUGGAAGAUGAAUCUAUUGUAGUUGAAAAUCCUGACUUUCGUGAGGCUGUCAAUCAAGCGCGCCUUCCCCAGCUUCGCACUUUCAAGUCUCGUGUAAUCGCUGAAUCAAAUGGUACACCCGUGAAUGUGCCCGUGCGAUUUGCCGCUCACGAUCCUUCCCCGGGUGUGAUCCCUAGUCAACAGAUCAGUCCCGAGAAGAGCAAAAUCAAUCAAAACAGACUAAUAGAACUUCUAACUGCUCGUGGCGGUAUCGCCGAGUUGGGUUUUUCUCGCGACGAUACAACUGGGACAUUGAUUGAAGACGCCGGACACGUUCGAGCGCGUGUUCUUUCCGCGACGCCAACUUCGGAACACGCGAAACCAACCGGAGAACGUGUUUUCACACGUCGUGUCGUUGUCAGCAGACCAAUUGAAACUUUUCAAGAAUACGAUAUCGUGGAACCCGCCACAAAGCUCGAAAGAGUGUCCGUACAACAACCUACGUUGAUCAAGACCGCUCGUGUGAAUCAUGUGCAAGUGCACGGAUCCAUACCGAUCGUUGGAAAGGCUCUUACGCCCGCAGUGGCUCACGCAGCAGUCCCAAUUUAUCAGAAAACCAUUUCUUCUACGUUCUAAUAUAUUAUCAUGAAAUGGAAAAAUUGGCAAUUUUAAUUUGCAAAAUUUUUCUAUAAUAUUAUAACGAUUUUGUGAUAUUUUUCGCGAGAAAAAGAGAAAGAACUGCAAA